CUACCCAGCUGUGUGUCUAUGAAAAGUGACCAGUCCAAACGAGAACCCAUUGCAUUCAAGGAUGGAGGGCAGGUGGUGGAGCCAAGCCAAGUGAGUCCAGAGAGACCAGACUCACCUGUUCCCAGCUGUGUGUCCAUGAAAAGUGACCAGUCUAAACGAGAACCCAUUGCAUUCAAGGAGCAAGGACAGAUUGAUGAGCCAAGGUAAGAAUUUAAAAGGUCAGAAGUUCUCAGUGCUCGACCUGCUCGGAAAAAUCAGACAAACCUUGACUCCAUAUUCAUGCUGCUUGAAGCAAACAUCAUGACUUUUGUGAAGAAAGAGCUGAGGAAGUUCAAGAAAAUUCUGAUUCAAGAAUGCUCAGAGAGGUUGAGAGCAGAUGAUGAAGUCGUGGGAGAUGAAGAAGAAGACCAGAGCAGCAGCAACAGCGAAGCUUUUCUGAAGAUCAUGGAGCAUUUCCUAAGGAAAAUGAAGCAGGAGCAGCUGGUUGACUCUCUGCAGAGCAAAACUCUUGCUCUGGUUUGCCAACAUAAACUACAUACUAACCUGAAAAAGAAGUUUCAGUGUUUGUUUGAAGGGACUGCCAAAGCAGGACACACAACAGUUCUGAAUCAGGUCUUCACAGAGCUCAACAUCACACAGGGAGACAGAAGAGGGGUCAGUUAUCAACAUGAGGUCAGAGAGAUAGAAGCAGUGUCUCAAAAACCAUCAAAUUCAGAAACAACAAUCAUAAGUGAGAAUAUGUUUAAACCCCCACCUGGAAGAGAUGAACCAGUUAGGACGGUGAUAACAAAGGGAAUGGCUGGGAUUGGGAAGACAGUCUUAACGCAGAAGUUCAUCCUGGAUUGGGCUGAUGACAAAGCCAACAAAAAUAUAGAGUUUCUCUUUCCAUUCACUUUCCGAGAGCUAAAUGUGCUGAAAGAGAAAAUGUUCAGCUUGGUGGGACUUCUACAUCACUUCUUUACUGAAACCAAAGAAGCAGGAAUCUGCAGGUUUGAAGACUUCCAGGUUGUCUUCAUCUUCGAUGGUCUGGAUGAGUGUCGACUUCCUUUGGACUUCCACAACAAUGAGAUUGUGACUGAUGUUACAGAGUCCACCUCAGUGGAUGUACUGCUUACAAACCUCAUCAGUGGGAAGCUUCUUCCCUCUGCUCGCAUCUGGAUAACAACACGACCCGCAGCAGCCAAUCAGAUCCCUCCUGAGUAUGUUGGCAUGGUGACAGAGGUCAGAGGGUUCAAUGACCUGCAGAAGGAGAGGUACUUCAGGAAAAGAUUCAGAGAUGAGGAUCAGGCCAGCAGCAUCGUCUCCCACAUGGAGACAUCACGAAGCCUCCACACCAUGUGCCGCAUCCCAGUCUUCUGCUGGAUUACUGCUACAGUUCUGGAGGAUGUGCUGAAAGUCACAGAGAGAGCAGAGCUGCCCAAAACCCUGACUGAGAUGUACAUCCACUUCCUGGUGGUUCAGACCAAACAAGAAAAUGUAAAAUAUCAUGGCAGAGCUUCAAAAUAUUCAGUCUGGAACAAAAAGACCAAGAAGAUGAUUCACGCGCUGGGAAAACUGGCUUUUGUCCAGCUUGAGAAAGGAAACCUGAUCUUCUAUGAAGACGACCUUAAAGAGUGUGGUGUUGACAUAAAAGCAGCCUCAGUCUUCUCAGGACUAUUCACACAGUUCUUCAUUGAUGAGCGUGGGCUGAACCAGGACAGGGCAUUCUGCUUUGUCCAUCUGAGUGUUCAGGAGUUUCUGGCAGCACUCUAUGUCCUUCAGACAUUCAUCAAUACUGGCAACGAUCUACUGAAAAGAAGCUUAGCCUCUAGAUCCAAAUAUUUCUAUCAGUGGGCUGUUGACAAGGCUUUACAGAGUCCAAAUGGACACCUGGACCUGUUUGUCCGCUUCCUCCUGGGCCUUUCAGUGGAGACCAAUCAGAGUCUCCUACGAGGCUUGCUGAAAAAGACUGAAAGUAAAACAGAGGUCAAAGAGAUGCUUGUGCAACACAUCAAGAAGAGGAUUAAGGACAAUCUCUCUCCAGAGAGAAGCAUCAAUCUCUUUCACUGUCUGAAUGAGUUGAACAACCAUUCUCUGGUGGAGGAGAUCCAAGAGUACCUGAGAUCAGGAAAUCUCUCUGAAAACAAACUCUCUCCUUCUCAGUGGUCAGCACUCGUCUUCAUCUUACUGUCAUCACAAAAAGAUCUAGAUGUGUUUGACCUGAAGAAAUUCUCUGCUUCAGAGGAGGGUCUUCUGAGGCUGCUGCCAGUAGUCAAAGCCUCUAAAACUUCUCUGCUGGGUGGCUGUAAGCUCACAUGGAGAAGCUGUGAAGCUUUGGCCUCGGUUUUCACCUCCAAGAACUCUAAUCUGAGAGAGCUGGAUCUGAGCAACAAUGACCUGGAGGACACAGGAGUAAAGCUACUCUCAGCUGGACUAAGUAGUCCAAGCUGUAGAUUAGAGAUUCUUGGUUUGUCAGGCUGUCUGGUCACAGGGGAAGGCUGUAAUUCUCUGGCUGUAGCUCUGAGCUCCAACCCUUUUCAUCUGAGAAAGCUGGACCUGAGCUUCAAUCACCCAGGAGACACAGGAAUGAAAGUGCUGUCUGCUGGACUCAAUGACCCACGAUGGAAACUGGACACUCUCAAGUAG
Messenger RNA from Scomber japonicus (chub mackerel), 2625 nucleotides. Its product is annotated as NLR family CARD domain-containing protein 3-like. NCBI's taxonomy places the organism in Eukaryota, Metazoa, Chordata, Actinopteri, Scombriformes, Scombridae. The coding region runs from base 280 to 2625 and encodes 781 amino acids. The record is from RefSeq and is a predicted model, not a curated record. Gene Ontology annotation, molecular function: protein binding. The transcript is spliced from 7 exons.